UGUUGUAAGUGGAGUGGAAAUUACUUUGUCGCCGAUGGUCCGGCUUGGGGAUUUGACGCUGACUUGCGCCACGACAAGAUGCUUUAAAGUUCACCGCUGUCACUUUUCACCGAGGGGGGGAACGUAGGAGCACGGCGAGAAUGAAAACAUCCGCGGAGCGCCUCGAGGCGUGACGUCCAAACUACUCGUCAUAUUUGUUUUUUUUUUCCUGUCUGUCUCCGGCCGGCCGGCCCCGACCGCCACGCCGUGAAUUCAUGAUCACAUGACCGUGGAUAUGGACGCAGUCCUAUCCAACUUUGUUCAGACCACGGGAGCGGAACCGGGAUUAGCCAGAGACUUGCUGGAAGGCAAGAAUUGGGACGUGAACGCCGCCUUGAGCGAUUUUAAUCAGCUGCGACAGGUGCACGGCAGGAGCUUGAUGUACGCUUUCCCCCAAGAGAUAAGGGAAAAAGAUAUGGCGCGCCUCGGACGCCCCGUGCUGCAGAGACAAGAUGACGUGACACAAGGAGCCGCCGACAAGCGUCAGCCAAGGGCGGCGGCUGCGUCCCCCGCGCCAGCGGGGGGCGAUGACGAGCGGCUGCUGAACACGCCCGAGUACACCUUCCAGCUGCCCGACCUGAGCGCGUACCAGGACGACUUCCGGGUCAGCGAGCGGGACCUGAUCGAGAAGUCCAUGAUGGUGGCGCUGGAGCACGCCGGGCGUCUGAACUGGUGGACUAAAGUGGUACCCAACUGCCAGAGUUUGUUGCCCCUGACCACCACUGGAGACGGAAACUGCCUGUUGCACGCCGCCUCGCUUGGGAUGUGGGGCUGUCACGACCGCGACCUAUCGCUGCGCAAGGCGCUACACGAGCAGAUGGAUCACGGCGCGGAGCAGGAGGCCCUCAAGCGGCGCUGGAGGUGGCAGCUGACUCAGCAGAACAAAGAGUCCGGUUUGGUGUACAGCGAGGACGAGUGGCAAAAAGAGUGGAAGGAGCUGCUGAAGCUGGCGUCCAGCGAGCCGCGAGUCAACUACAGCAACCAUCUCAACAACCGGGGGGAGUCGUCGGACGAGCCCGUCUACGAGAGCCUGGAGGAGUUCCACGUCUUUGUCCUGGCCCACGUUCUCAAGCGGCCCAUCGUGGUGGUGGCCGACACCGUGCUGAGGGACUCGGGAGGAGAAGCCUUCGCCCCCAUCCCCUUCGGCGGUAUCUACCUCCCGCUGGAAGCGGACGCCGCCGACUGCCACCGCUCGCCGCUGGUGCUGGCUUACGACCAGGCGCACUUCUCGGCGCUGGUGCCCAUGGAGCAGAAGGAUGGUUCGGCCGAGCGAGUGGUGAUCCCGCUGACUGACUCGGAGCACAAAAUGCUGCCCCUGCACUUUGCCGUGAAUCCGGGGAAAGACUGGGAGUGGGGCAAGGACGACGCCAGCAACACGAUGCUCGGAAGUGUGACUCUGUCGUUGGAGGCGAAGCUCCAGAAGCUGCACACCUACAUGACCGUCACCUGGCUGCCGCUUCCCUGCGAGCAAGCGCCGCUGGCCCAACCCGAGUCGCCCACCGCCUCGGCCGGAGAGGACGCCCGCACGCCCCCGGACUCGGGCGAGUCGGACAAGGAGUCGGUCGGCAGCGGCUCCAAUGGCGACGCCGCCGCGCCGGCCAAGAACAACUCGUCGGCCUCGUCCGCGUCCUCCAACGGCGGCGGGUCGACGGCGUUGGGGCUAAAGGACAAAUCGAAGAAGGAGAAGGACAAGAAGAGGGCCGAGUCGGUGGCCAACAAACUGGGCAGCUUCGGCAAGACGCUGGGCAGCAAGUUGAAGCGCAACGUGGGUGGGCUGAUGACGGGUAAGAGCGGCGGAGGCGCGCACGGCAAGAAGGAGACCACCAGCGGCGGUGGCAAAAAGAAGCCCGAGAAGGACGGCUCUCCCCCCACCUCGGAAGACUCCUGCAAGGGCUCGCCCUCGUCGGGCAGCGAGCGCCUGGACGGGACGGGCGCCGAGGGCGAGGCCUACAAGUACGGCGCCGAGGUCAAGGCCAGCCUGGGCCUCCUGAAGGCGGCCAUGCACGGCGAGAGGAAGUUCAUUUUCGCCGGCGUGCUGGCCAUCGACGACCGCCACCCGCAGCGGGAGCGGCGCAUCCAGCGAUACCUGACCGAGGUGGAGGAGCGCUUCCGCGCCGAGCAGGAGCAGCGCCGCGAGGCCGAGCGCAAGGCGGCGGCGCCGGAGCUCGACCCGUCGCCCUCCUCGGGCCGGCUCCAGACCUCCCUCCUCAACCCGUCGAUGUACUCCGGCGUCGUGCCCAUCCCGCGGCCCUCCGUCCUGGAGCGCCCGCCCUCUUCCGGGGCUUUCCGCGCGCUCCCGGCGGACACUCGGCGGCAGCUGGCCGGCGGCUCCUACCCCUCCUACGUGACGCUCCCGCGGCACAACCCCGCAGUUUCUAACUCGGAAGUCCCCGCCCCCCUUCGUCCGCCACCCCAGCUCAUCCCGCCGGACUACCCCUCCGACGACUCCCCGCCGCCGAUGCGCCACCACUCCCUGGGCAGCGCGGGCGCCCUUCCCGGCCCGCCGUCCGCUCAGUGUCGGACCCCCGACUGCAAAUUCUACGGACACCCCGAGACGGGCAACUACUGCUCCUACUGCUACCGCGAGAAGAAGGAGACUGGGCCCGUCCAGAGGUUUUGACCCCUCCCCUCACCCUGACGAGUGGCCUUUUUCCGUUGGACGGGGGUCCCGAGAAUCAGACGGACCUUCAAAAAACACUGCACUCGUUCCAUUUUAGCUGUGUUUCUUAUGCAGGUGUGCGUAUGGGCUCAACUCCUGGCCUCUGUCACCUCCUAGUGGAGAGAAUGUAAAUGGCAGGACCGGCACUCCACAGUUGCAUGCACGGAGAGGCAGGGAUGCAUGAAGAUUGGCUCUACCGUAGGUAUCACAUAUACAAGAUAGAUGUCUAAUGGCAGAGUUGGCGGUGAAAUUAACAGGCAGCCAUCUUGGGUCAGAGUUCGGAUGGAAGGUGAGCGAUUUUCUCCACUUACACACUUAACCUUUUUAACUUAUUAUAUUAUCUUAUGUUUUUUGACGGAUUAGGUUUAUCACAAACUGUAUCAAUGUGGCCAUAAUUCAGGAAACAUAUCUUUAUUUUUAACUCUUCCAGGGACAGUGGUCUCUGCAGUGGACAGCUAUUUGAAAGUUGACCAUCAUCCCUCUAUAUAGAGAGGGACUAUUUUCGGUCAUGUAAAAAAAAACAUAUGGCAGAAAACAGGUGACUUGAAGUUCCGCUCUGAGACCCCCAAUUUGGCCAACUUUCAAAAUUGUCCGCUAUGCAUGUGUGAUACAUCAUUGGAAAGCUUAAAAUCUCUAUUUCUGGGAUAAGAAAAAUUUUGAACAGGAGUGCAUUUAAAAAAAAAAAAAAAAAAUUCUAAACAGCAAAACCCUAUCUGGAGGCGAGCGCACGCGAGAGCAGAAUUAUAGACGCUACGAUUUUAAAGAGAUAUCAUCACGCACUUACCUCUUUUCGAUCCAAAAACUCCAUGUAGCAUGUAUCACCGAGUGUCAAGACACGGCUGUGGAUAGCUACAGCCGAAUUUGGGGGGGAUUUUAUGGGUGAAACAUGGUCAUAUAACAAGGGUCGCGAUGCAGAAAUCGCAGACAUCAAGGAGUGGUCGAAAAUUUCUUUUUCAUAUAUUUACCCUUUUAAACCUUUUCAAUUUUUUUUGUAUGGAUCGAUUACUUAUCAUCUAACCCAUCGGAGAAAAUGAGACAGUAACAAAAAAAAUACAACUAAGCGAUAUUUAUGAGGUAGAUAUUCGUGACUUUUGUACAGACGCCAUUUUUUUCCUUGUGACAGAAUUUGUUUAAAAGUUUAAAACAUGUGAAUGAAUAUUUUUUAAAGUCGUUUUAUUUUUUAAACGAAAUAUGA
Molecule: messenger RNA, 3893 nt
Organism: Corythoichthys intestinalis (scribbled pipefish)
Lineage: Eukaryota; Metazoa; Chordata; Actinopteri; Syngnathiformes; Syngnathidae
Gene: otud7b
Product: OTU deubiquitinase 7B
Exons: 11
Coding region: 263-2659 (798 amino acids)
Biological process (GO): protein K48-linked deubiquitination; protein K11-linked deubiquitination; protein K63-linked deubiquitination
Cellular component (GO): nucleus; cytoplasm
Molecular function (GO): DNA binding; cysteine-type deubiquitinase activity; K63-linked polyubiquitin modification-dependent protein binding
Source: RefSeq, a predicted model, not a curated record